Messenger RNA from Vicia villosa (hairy vetch), 2105 nucleotides. RefSeq lists its product as uncharacterized. Bases 111 to 1769 code for a protein of 552 amino acids. Gene Ontology annotation, biological process: amino acid transmembrane transport. The transcript is spliced from 2 exons. The record is from RefSeq and is a predicted model, not a curated record. NCBI's taxonomy places the organism in Eukaryota, Viridiplantae, Streptophyta, Magnoliopsida, Fabales, Fabaceae.
GUUUCUUCCUUCUAUAUAAUACUGCAUAAGAUUCCCUGAAUCAAACCCAUCUCAGUGUGUUGCAGAGAUUCACAGUUCCACACACUUUUCUUUUUCAAAAGUAUUCAACCAUGCAACACCAACUUCAUCACCAUCUCCACAAAAACCUCUCAUAUCCAAAACCAUAUACCACACUCCAUAGAAAUAUCCAUAUCCAACCCAAAAAACUUCUCACUCUAUCUCCAUCUCCAUCAUUCCCAAAAAAAUCCUCAAAUUUUCUUCAUGCAAGAAAAAUCACUCCUUGUAAUGCAUUAACAUCAUUCCCUUCACCGUCUUCAGCCGAAGACGACACAGACACAAACACAGACACAGAUACAAAAACAGACAGUAACACUGACACAGACACAGACACAAACACAGACAAGGACACGAACACGAACACGGACAAUAAUGUUGGUGUUAAUGUUGUUGAGAAUAAGAUUGAAAGUCCACCUGAGAAAAAGAGUUUCUGGGGAGCAGUGAGUUUGAUAAUUGGUGCAGCAGUUGGGCCUGGAAUGUUAGGCUUACCAUCUCUAACAAUAAAAUCAGGUCCAAUACCAUCAACAAUCAUAAUCUUAGUUUCAUGGAUUUAUGUAAUCUCAUCAAUAAUCCUUGUAGCAGAGCUUUGUUUUGAUGCAAUGGAAAAGGACAAUGUUGAAGAGGUUAGUUUCACAAACCUAGCAACAAGAACACUAGGCCAAAAAUUUGGUUCAUUUGUUGCAUUGGUAUAUACUAGUCUAUGUUUCUCAUUACUUGUUGCAUGUGUUGCUGGAAUCGGAUCGAUCAUAGCACCGAUUUUCACGAAUUUCAGCGGUUUAGUGAUUCAUUCGUUGUUUCCGCUUUUUGUUGGAGUAUUGAUUGUGUUUUUUCCUUUCAAUACUAUCGAUUUCGCGAAUAGGGUUUUGUGUUUUCUGAUGCUUGUUUCAAUAACUGCAUUGGUUGGGAUUGGAGUUGUUGUGGCUAGAGCUAAUAUAAUAAGCUCUUUUGGUUCGGUUUCGUGGAAAUUAUCGUCGAUUUUACCGAUUAUACCGGUUGCUGUGUUGACAGUAGGGUUUCAUGUGAUUACGCCUUUUAUAUGCAAAAUUGCUGGUGAUACUAUUGAUGAUGCAAGAAAAGCGAUACUGAUCGGUGGAACUGUUCCAUUGGUGAUGGUUUUGUCAUGGAAUUUGAUUGUGUUGGGACUUGUUGGAGCUAAGAAAGGUGCUGAUUUUGUUGGUGAUCCUAUUACGCUUUUGCUUUCGGUGAAUCCGUCUGCAUUAUCUGCUGUUCAAGGUUUCGCGUUUUCUGCUAUGGCGACUAGUUUGAUUGGUUAUGCUGUGAGUUUGCCUAAGCAGAUUCUUGAUACUUUCGAGUUGAUAGUCGGAAAAGGUGAAAACGGAGAAGUUGGAUUGGUUUCUUAUUCAGGUGAUGGUGUUGGUUAUUCGGGGAAAGUUGGACUUGAAAGUUCGGAAGAUUUGAGUGAAAUGAGAUUGAAUGAGAAAAGAUUUGAGGGAGUUAAGGUGUUUGUAACGAUAUUGGUUCUUUGUUUUUCGGUGUUCAUAGCUUCGUAUUUUAGGUCUACUUUUUCGAGAGCUCUUGAUUUUGCUGGUGUUUAUGCAAAUUGCUUUCUUUUUGGGAUUAUUCCUCCUGUCAUGACAUAUAUUCAUCAACAAACCAACAAGGAAAAAAUCAGGUCAUCCUUUGUUCCAGGAGGAAAUGUGACACUUCUGCUGCUUUUCGUUAUCUCAGUCAUGUUAGCAAUUUGGCAUUAGAUGUUCUUCAAAAGCCAAGUUAAGAAGAAUUCAAUAGAUUACAAUUUCGGAUCAAGAUCAGACGGUCUAUAUUUCAAAUUCAUAUUUUAAAAAGGAUUUGAUAAAGUUGGAAUAUUAGUCGUCGGAUCUUAGCAGUAGUAAGAUUUGUUAAAGUUGGAAUAUAAGUCGACCGUUCUAAAUCCAACGGUCGAGAGUAUUUUGACCGUAGACGAUUUGGAUCCGACUUAGGAAUAUGCCAAAUUCUGUAUGGAAUAAUAUUGUGAGUACUAAUAAUGGAGUUAUGAAAUGAAGUUUAUCAUGUUUAUGCUUUCUGUCAAAUCUUUUUCAACCUUUCUG